AACAGUGUAUCAAUGCAUUCCUAUGGGUGGAGACAGAAACACACACCCAAAAAGAGCUCAGAGCAAGAAUAAAAGAGGAGGAGACAGGAUCAGAGUGGGACAGUGGAGCUUGUUGUUGGUGUCUGUGUGUGAAGAAACUAAAGAUGAUGGAAGAACCUAAAGAACAGCCAGUCAAAGCAGCUCCAUCAGCAGAGGAGGAGCUGGCCAGGGUGCGGUCAGCCUUUGUCUGGAGGGUAACAACAGAAAUCCUCAUACAGCUUCUUGAGGACCUCGUAUGUGACACUGUUUUAAAUGAGUUGGAGAAAGAAUCGAUACUGGAGAAGAACCUAGCCAGAGCAGAUAAGGCACGCAGCUUCAUCGACACAGUGAGGAAAAAAGGAGACAAAGCCUGCAGGAUAAUGAUCAGACAUCUUCAGAUCAAAGAUCCUUCUCUUUUCUCUCAGCUGCAUUUAGACUCUGAUCCAUCUGCUCAACAAGAUGCUCUUCAGAAGUGUCAGCCUAAACUCAAGUCUGUCUUGAAGAAGAAGUUCCAGUGUGUGUUUGAGGGCAUCGCUAAAGCAGGAAACCCAACCCUUCUGAAUCAGAUCUACACAGAGCUCUACAUCACAGAGGGAGGGACUGCAGAGGUCAAUGAUGAACAUGAGGUCAGACAGAUUGAAACAGCAUCCAGGAAACCAGACAGACCAGAAACAACCAUCAGACAAGAAGACAUCUUUAAAGACACACCCGAAAGACAGGACCUGAUCAGAACAGUGCUGACAAAGGGAGUGGCUGGCAUUGGGAAAACAGUCUUAACACAGAAAUACACCCUGGACUGGGCUGAAGACAAAGCCAACCAGGACAUCCAGUUCAUAUUUCCGCUGAGCAACUGUAACCUGUCAGAGGAAGGCUGUAAAAAUUUGUUGUCAGCCGUCAGCUCCCAGUCCUGCAGUCUGAGAGAGAUGGACCUGAGUACCAACAGCCUGAAUGAUGCAGCAGUAAAGCUUCUGUCUGCUGCAGUGGAGAGCCCACACGCCAAACUGAAUAUUCUGAGAGCUGGACCUGAGUAUCAGAAAUGUGCAGGACUCAGGAGUGAAGCUUCUGUCUGCUGGACUACAACGUUUAAACUGUAA
This is a messenger RNA of Oreochromis niloticus (Nile tilapia), 1112 nucleotides long. RefSeq names its product nucleotide-binding oligomerization domain-containing protein 2. The transcript is spliced from 6 exons. Lineage: Eukaryota; Metazoa; Chordata; Actinopteri; Cichliformes; Cichlidae. Bases 144 to 1112 code for a protein of 322 amino acids. The record is from RefSeq and is a predicted model, not a curated record. Gene Ontology annotation, biological process: regulation of apoptotic process.